This is a messenger RNA of Procambarus clarkii (red swamp crayfish), 609 nucleotides long. Its product is annotated as calphotin-like. Lineage: Eukaryota; Metazoa; Arthropoda; Malacostraca; Decapoda; Cambaridae. The record is from RefSeq and is a predicted model, not a curated record.
AUGACUACUGGCACUAACCCCAGAGAAUUUGUGAGACUCCUGACAAUUCUCUACAAAGUGAACGGUCUCCCUACCUUCAUUGUUCCUGAAGAAGUCUACAACACUCCGGGUUCAACUCCAGCAACUGACUCUGUGGAGGAUGUCGACUCUACAUCCGACGACGAUUCCGCCACUACAAUGCAGACUUCAGAUCCUGUUGUAGUACCUUCAGCUCGCAAGAGUCUGCCUCCUGAGACCCCCACUUCUACUACAAUUCCAGUUACUAACCGUGACAUCACUGUGAACGCGGCCACGCUUUUAGACUUACUGUCAGCUCCUGCUCCACAUGUUUCUCCGGCUGUUGCUAGCCCUUCACCCGUCCCUAUCGUGAAUUCAGCUUCAGUGGACCCUGGGUGUGACCCUGUAGAGGGUCUAUACUAUGAAGUCCCCUCUGCUGCAGUACCUACUGCUGCUACUCAACCUUCAAGAACUCUACCUUUGAGAACACUAUCUUCGCAAUCUACCACCUCUGCUCUUCACUCAUCUGAUGAAUCGCAUGAGGACGUGUCUGUUGGAACACCAUCUCCUCCUUCACGGGUAUAUCACUACUCACCUGCCGAUUUCCUUUAA